Messenger RNA from Aspergillus sclerotioniger CBS 115572, 2857 nucleotides. Its product is annotated as GcvT family protein. The coding region runs from base 146 to 2698 and encodes 850 amino acids. NCBI's taxonomy places the organism in Eukaryota, Fungi, Ascomycota, Eurotiomycetes, Eurotiales, Aspergillaceae. The transcript has a single exon. Gene Ontology annotation, molecular function: protein binding; oxidoreductase activity. The record is from RefSeq and is a predicted model, not a curated record. Gene Ontology annotation, cellular component: mitochondrion.
CAGGCCAACUCAGGUUCUCGGCUCCCACCGCGCGGUCUAUAUCUUGGCUUCCUAUGAGCAGGCCAACUGCUGUGGUGGUUCGGGUCACUCCUCGAUGAAAGCUCAAAUUUCAGGCAGGUGAAUUCCAGGGAGGCAACUCUUAGACAUGGCACAGGCGCAGCGCGUGGUUAUUAUCGGUGCUGGCAUCGUGGGCACCAACCUGGCUGACGAGCUGGUCGCACGUGGAUGGCGCGAUAUUGUCGUUGUCGAACAAGGCCCGUUGCAUCUCCCAGGCGGAUCAACGUCGCAUGCCCCGGGCCUCGUGUUUCAGACCAAUGCCUCAAAAACGUUGACUCGGUUUGCCCGUUACACCGUGGAAAAACUCCGAUCACUGGAGGAGGAUGGUAUGUCAUGCUUCAAUUCAGUGGGGGGCCUCGAGGUGGCAACGACGCCCGCCCGUCUUGACGAACUCAAGCGUAAACAUGGCUAUGCCACGUCCUGGGGUAUUGAGGCGCGUCUGCUGACAGUCGAGGAGUGUCUGGAGAGGUAUCCACUGCUCAACAAGGACCUUGUGUUGGGUGGUCUACAUACGCCCACCGAUGGUCUCGCCCUAGCUGCACGCGCGACCCAGCUGCUCAUCGCCCGUACCCAAAAGGCGGGUGUUCGCUACCUUGACUCGACACCCGUCACGGCCAUUGAGCAGACGGGUUCUCGGGUCACAGGGGUCACUACGCCUAGUGGCACGAUCCCGGCGGACAUCGUCAUCUCCUGCGCCGGCUUCUGGGGAGUUGAGGUCGGAGCCAUGGCCGGGGUAGCGAUUCCUCUGCUGCCGCUUGCCCAUCAGUACGCCAAAACGACAGCCGUCCCUGCUCUGGCAGGCCGUGACACGAACGAGCUCCCCAACGGAAUGAACGCAAGCCUCCCCAUCCUACGGUACCAAGACCAAGACCUGUACUACCGCGAACAUGGGGAUCAGAUUGGCAUCGGAUACUACGGGCACCGUCCCAUGCCAGUAGUCGCUGCGUCGUUGGGCCAGACACCCAAGCACGUCGACGAAAACCAGAUGCCAUCCCGACUGCCAUUCACUUCGGAGGACUUUGCCACUGCCUGGACCAUGUCGCAGGAUCUUCUCCCGGCGUUACGCGAAAGCCAGGUGAAGGAUGGAUUCAAUGGCAUCUUCUCGUUCACCCCUGACGGUGGGCCCCUCGUCGGACAAGCCCCCAACCUUGACGGGUUUUAUGUCGCGGAAGCUGUCUGGGUCACCCACUCGGCGGGUGUCGCGCGAGCCAUGGCAGAGGUGCUCACAGACGGAGCAUCCACGAUCGACCUCGCAGAGUGCGAGUUGUCUCGGUUUGAAGAGGUGCAGCUUACUCGUGCCUACGUCAGCGAGACUUCACAACAGAAUUUCGUGGAAAUCUAUGACAUCCUGCAUCCCUUGCAACCGAGGGAGUCUCCUCGACAGCUGCGAGUGAGCCCAUUUUAUUCCCAGCAACAGCAGCUGGGAGCCUAUUUUCUCGAGCUGAGCGGUUGGGAGCGUCCAUACUGGUACGAGGCGAACGCGGAGCUCCUGCAGUCACUUCCAGCGGAAUGGCAGCCUGCCUCCCGGGAUGCCUGGUCAUCGCGGUAUUACUCGCCCGUAUCUGCGGUGGAGGCAUGGAAGACACGGAAUGCAGUUGCCAUGUAUGACCUGACAUCCUUCCACCGUGUGCAUGUGUCCGGGCCGGGCGCACUGCCUCUCCUGCAGCGUCUAACAACCGGUGAUGUCACGGCACCCCCUGGCGCCAUAACUUACGCCCUGAUCCUCAAUGAUCAAGGCAAGAUUUGUAGCGACAUCUUCAUCGCCCGCCUGGAGAAGGAUAUCUUCCAGAUUGGUACAAACUCAGCGACCGACGUGGCCUACCUUGUCAAAGAAGCGCGGCAUCAGGGGCAGCACAUUCCGAGCCAAUGGGUGCAGGUGUCUGACGUUACCGGCAGUACAUGCUGUAUUGGAUUAUGGGGCCCUCGAGCCCGGGAUGUGAUCCGUGCUGUUACCACUGACGAUUUCUCAAGCGCUGCACUGCCGUACAUGAGCGUCAAGCGUGCCACUAUCGCCGGAAUUCCCACAACGGCCCUCCGCAAGUCCUACGUGGGGGAACUCGGAUGGGAAAUUCAGACGAGCGCUGAAUCCGGCCACCUACUAUGGGAUGCGCUCUGGCAAGCUGGCAGACCGCACGGACUGGUCGCCGCGGGCCGUAGUGCCUUGAACGCGUUGCGGCUGGAGAAGGGGUAUCGGACUUGGGGUAGUGACAUGACGACGGAACACGAUCCAUACGAGGCCGGGGUAGACAAUGCCGUUCGGGCAGAUAAACAGGAAGACUACAUCGGAAAGACGGCGCUAGAAGCUCGAUCCCGACAGAAACCUGUUCGGCGUCUGCGUUGUCUGACAGUUGACGAUGGCCAUUCCAUGGUCCUUGGGAAGGAACCGGUAUAUCACAACGGCCGGCCGAGUGGCUAUGUCACCAGCGCUGCCUUUAGCUAUAAGGCACGCAAGCCCGCUGCCUAUGCCUGGCUGCCCGGCUGGGUCCAGGAGGGCGAGGCGGUCGUGAUCGAGUAUUUCGGGAAGCCCAUCAAGGCCACGGUGACGGCGGAGCCACUCUACGACCCGCGGGGAAGCCGCCUGCAUCGGGAGGGUCCAUCGGUCUCCUCCGAACUCGAGAGGCCUCCGAAGCAGCACCUGUAAGAGUCUCGUCACCAGCGCGAGAUGGGUUGUUGGAGGGAUGCGGGAUGAGCGAUGUUGACGGUCAUGGCGGCUGAGAAGGAACAACAGUGUGACACGAUUCAAAUCGCCAUCUGUAUACGCACUCCUUCUAGAUGCUGGCCGAUCCAGCAUUCUCGGGGC